Messenger RNA from Rotaria socialis, 315 nucleotides. NCBI's taxonomy places the organism in Eukaryota, Metazoa, Rotifera, Eurotatoria, Philodinida, Philodinidae. The record is from the annotation of a GenBank genome assembly.
AUGGCAACGAUCCUAUCGCUUCCUGUUCGACAACAACAAGAUUCAUCAAAAUCAAACAUUGUCACAAGCAAGUUUCCUAAACAUUUUGGUGUAAAAACACGUAUCAAUCGUAUGUUCAAAUGGUGUAAUAAGAUACGAUAUAUACAUAUGCUGAUAUUGGUAUUCUGUACACAACUUGCCGUUUGGCUACCUUUAAUGAGCAACACUUCAACAGAGACGAUUGAAUUAUCAAUGAAUAGAAUCAAUGUAUCGUUGGCAGCGAAUGAAAUUUAUGAUCGAGCCUACGCUAGUGAGUAUUUCCGAUUAAUUCAUUAG